AUGGCCGCUACCAAGCCCGACUACACCAAGGACCCCUCGGGAAAUGCCAUCGUCAAGCCCGGUCUGAACGAGCAGGUGCCUGCUGGAAAGCCCUACACAAUCGAAUGGGAUCCCACUACCACAGGGCCGAUCUCCCUGGUGCUCCUGCGCGGUCCCAGCAACAAUGUCCUCCCCAUUGCGACCCUGGCCGACAACAUCCCCAACUCCGGUAGCUUUUCCUGGACUCCCAGCACCUCCCUCGAGCCCGACACCACCCACUACGGUCUCAUGCUGGUUGUCGAUGGCACUGGUCAGUACCAGUACUCGACGCAGUUUGGUAUCUCCAACCCAGACUACACUGGCUCGUCUUCCAACUCGUCUUCGACGACCACUACCGCGACUGAGACCAAGUCUUCUUCCGUGACGGGGUCUUCUUCUAAGCCCUCGGCCACUGGCACGACUACUGCUACUACUACCGCGACUUCUGGUUCGGCCAGUGCCAACUCCACCACCACCGCCACCACCCCCGCCACCACCUCGGAGACCUCCGCCACUACCCUGGUUACCCAGAGCACCACCAAUGCUCCCACCUCGACUGUGGUUGUGACUGUUCCUAACAGCACUGGCGGCUCUUCCGCCGUUUCCUCUGUCUCUCACAGCCACUCCAGCACCCCGUCCCCCUCGGCGACUCUCUCGAAUGGAGGGGACCGCAAGGCGAUCAGCCUGGGAGCGGUUGUAGUGGGAGCAUUCGCAGUGAUGGCUUUUUAA
Aspergillus pseudoviridinutans is the source of this 747-nucleotide messenger RNA. Its product is annotated as GPI anchored serine-threonine rich family protein. The transcript has a single exon. Lineage: Eukaryota; Fungi; Ascomycota; Eurotiomycetes; Eurotiales; Aspergillaceae. Bases 1 to 747 code for a protein of 248 amino acids. The record is from RefSeq and is a predicted model, not a curated record.